Messenger RNA from Folsomia candida, 4765 nucleotides. RefSeq names its product sodium-coupled monocarboxylate transporter 1. The coding region runs from base 2596 to 4428 and encodes 610 amino acids. Gene Ontology annotation, cellular component: membrane. The transcript has 19 exons. The record is from RefSeq and is a predicted model, not a curated record. Lineage: Eukaryota; Metazoa; Arthropoda; Collembola; Entomobryomorpha; Isotomidae. Gene Ontology annotation, biological process: sodium ion transport; transmembrane transport. Gene Ontology annotation, molecular function: symporter activity.
AUGAUUCAUCUCGCCACCAUUUUUAAGGCUGGACAAAAGUUACGAAAUUGUCGUGGAGGACGUAAACUUUCGUCGUAAUUUCGUUUUACGGAGGAAAUUUUGUUCGGAAAUUAUCUAUUAGAUUUUGAACAAAAAAUACUUAUUUUGCAGUUUUGGAAAACGGUGCCGAACCCUUUAGCAACCAUCCCGUCCUUGCGUGUCUUCAUUUCUGGAAGGAAAAUUUGUUCCGGUGAUGAUUCAUCUCGCCACCAUUUUUAAGGCUGGGCAAAAAUUAAGCAAUCGUAUGUGAAGGACGGAAACUUUUCAGGUUCUUUAACGGAGAAAAUCAUUCCUUGAAAUUUAUUGGAUUUUAAAGGAUAAAUACUAAUUUUUUCGGUUUUGGUAAACGGAAGUUUUCAAACGAAGCCAAUGCUCAAGAUGGCCGUGUGCUUGAUGAAAUCUAUUUGCGGAGUGACAAAAAUGUUAUGGAUAUUUCUUCUCGUCUUGUCUCAAGUAUCUGGACAUCCUAAACCCUUCGUCAUCACGAAGUCGUCAUUUAGUAGCUCCCCCAAAAUUGGCACCGGUAUAAAUGUCCGACAAUCUCAGAUUCCUACGUUUCACGGCCCACUUGUCAACAAUCAAGGUUUCCUACUUACUUACCCCAUCUGGCAUAACAACCCCUCCUUGAAUAACAACCGCUCCUUGAAUACCUACUCCUCCUUGAGUACCUACCAAUUUCUGAAUUUCAACCACUCCCGACAGAUGAAUCCCUUCCCGCUAAGUAGCUACUUCAAGUCUAUGAAUCGCCCCCCAACAACUACAUCCUCCACAACUAAUAGAAACCUCCCAAUUACUAAAUACGACUGGGCACCUAAAUUCUACCCCACUACUAAACCAUGUCAGCCUACUUAUCCCUUAUCGCUUGAUAACCUAUGCCCGCAGAUCGUAUACGCCCUCGCUGCAAAUGGCAUUACGCUUCCUACAACUUCUUCCAAACCUGACGACGACGUCUUGCAAAGGUCUUCGAAUGAUUCAAAUACUUUGAAUGGAAGGAAUGAUUUUGCUACUAAAAAUCUGACCUCGCUUUCCAACGGUGCCAUCUCGGUGACCUGUUGGAAACGAUUCUGUGUGUUUUGGGGGGCAUUGCAUUGGGCAAUUGGAACUUGGUUCACCGACUAAACAGCGAGUUUCGAUGGAUAAGUAUACACUAAUUAAUUAAAAUAUUUACGUGCCGGGAACAAUUAAUUGUUUACAAAUUGCUUGAAUUAUUGCUUAGCUAAAAUUUUCAAAAAAUUGGGCUUGCUAAAUAUGUACAACAUAAACAUUUACUUGCUUGCACACAAGACUUGGGAAGCAAAUGACAUCAUUCGAGAAAAAAUUUGUAGUGUUUAUGAAGAUGCAGAUCUUAGAAAACUUAGAAAAUGAGUAGAUAAUUCAUUAUUAAUAUAAUAGCAAUAAGUAGCAAAGUAUGCCGGUAUAAUUUCAUGAGUUUAAUGAGCUUACACUGGGAAUUUGUUAUAUUUAAUAUUUAUGUUUAUCUACCUGUGCUCAUAUCCGACGUAAUUAUUAAACUAAUGCUUGAGUUUUUUUUUCCUUGGAAAUAAAUGUAAUUGAUGGUAGAAUUGCAUGUAUUUUUAUAUGUGCGUGUGUGUAUGUAUUAAAAAUUCAACAAAUUACAAAACCGGGGCCAGAAUUCGAGUCAGACCAAAUUCUAGUCUCAAAUAAAUUUAUAAAUUAUUUCCAGUCAUACGUGACCAAAUUUUAACGAGUUUGAGACAAAACUCAAAAAAUAAUUCGAACGUUUUGGCAUUUAUUUCGAAAACUGACUAAGGCCACCCCCCCCCCCCCCAAUAUUAUUUCAUGUACACAAAAUUAGGCAAAUUUUAAGCCAUCAAACAUGCAAAUAGUUAGAGCGCGAAAAAAACGCUAUUAUAUUGUAUACAUCUAUCUUAAUAACAGUGUAAUAAAUUGGAAAAACAUACAAAAGUUAUAAUUUGUAAUGUGUAUGUACAUACAGAAUCUGUUUUUACAGAUUCUUUCAAAUGAAAUUCAUGCUUAUCUGCAUUCUGUAUUUUCAUCAUGAUCAUUUCAUGAAUCCUGAAUCAAUCGAAACCUACAAAAUCAAUGUGGAUUCCACAAUUCUUCAUGUAUGUCACACAUACCCUGUCACUGGAUUAUUUUACAAUCAUGAAUUACUACAGUAUUUACACUCAAAUUAAGCCGUUGAAUUAAUGUACAUACUUACAUAAGUGUUACAGUGGUUGAAAUCCAAAACCCAAGUGCGACAGCAAACUGACCGUGAACUAUGGAAAUCUACCCCCAUUUGAGAAUGCCAGUACGAAUACGCACAACAAACGUAUGCCUCAUUUGAAUCCAAUUUGGUCAAUUAAUGGUCAUUAAUUCUGAUUUAUUUUAAGUGCAGACAAGACGACUUGCUGUAUUUAGAUAUUUAGUGUCCUCUUCUAUUUACUUUGACGAGUUCAUAUCACUCUUAAUAUUUGUCCAGCUGGGUGAAGAUGUGAUAAUUUUUUCUGAAUAAAAAUAUUUGAAUUUCACCAAUUUCUAAAAACCUAAAUUACGCUUUGCAUUUUUGUUGAAAAUAAAUUUGGAUCGAAAAUGGAAGCGGUUGAAAUAGCAAAUACUGCAAUUAAUGGGACUCCCCCAGAUCUCUUUGGUUAUCUCGAUUAUUUGGUGUUUACCGCAAUAUUACUAAUAUCUGGAGCGAUUGGUUUGUUUUAUUGGUGCUUGGGUGAGCAAUCGACAAAGGAUUUUCUAAUGGGUGGGAGAAAAAUGGGAAGAUUCCCAGUUGCAGUAUCACUUUUGGCAGCAUUUUGUUCGCCGGUAGCACUACUAGGAAUUCCAGCAGAAAUAUAUUCAAAUGGCACGCUUUACGCCCUCACUGUCCCAUCCUAUAUUUUAGUUGCAAUUGUGACAGCAUAUUUUUACCAACCGGUAUUUUAUAAUUUGCAAUUAACUUCAGUAAAUGAGUACUUGGAGUUAAGGUUUUCCAAACCGGUCAGGAUUUUCGCAUCUGCAAUAUUUUCUGUACAAAUGGUAACUUACAUGGCGACUGUGGUAUAUGUUCCUGCCUGGGCGUUAAGUGAAGUUACUGGGAUAUAUUUUUAUUUUUGCGUUGCGGCUAUUUUUUCCAUUGUCGUUGUCUACACUGUUAUGGGGGGAAUAAAGUCCGUAGUUUGGACAAACGUUGUGCAAAUGGGGGUCGUUUUUGCAGUUAUGAUUGCCAUUGUUGUCAAAGGUUUCAUAGAUUUCGAUGGAGGAUUUGGUAAAAUUUGGAACAUAGCGGAGGAAAAUGGACGAGUUGAAUAUUUUAAUUUUGGUCUUGAUCCGAGAACACGACACAGCAUUUGGGGGCUUUGGAUUGGAGCAUUCUUCAUGUGGUUGUCGAUCUUUGGGGUCAAUCAAGUUCAGGUUCAACGGUAUUUAACACUUCCUAACAUUGGGAUGGCGAAAUGUGCAAUCUUAGCCAACUCACUCGGGUUUGUCGUCAUAUUAGCGGUAACCUGUUUAGCAGGAUUACUUAUCAAUUCAAAAUACUCGGAAUGCGACCCUAUUGAGUCAAAAAGGGUUAAAACUACAGACCAACUCCUACCAAUAUUUAUAAUCGAUACUUUUGGAGAAAAACCUGGAUUUCUGGGACUUUUUGUAGCUGCCAUAUUUUCAGGAGCGUUAAGCAUAGUUUCCAGCGGAUUACACAGCCUUGCCACUACCACUCUGGAAGAUUACGUGAAAUAUUUUCACCCCAUUAUCCACGAUCAAACGGCAACAAAAGCAGUCAAAAUCUCUGUCCUCGUAUACGGCCUACUUUCCCUCGGCCUGGUGAUCGUGGCUGAUCAAUCCGGCGGAAUUUCUCACCUUUCGUUAAAUAUUCUCGGAAUCAUUGGUGGUCCUCUGCUUGGCGUUUUCACGUUAGGAAUGUUCUUUCCAUGGUGUAAUUCAAUAGGGGCGUCCUUUGGCAUGUUAGCAUCGCUCGGGAUCAUGUCCUGGUUGGGAAUCGGGACAAGUUUGGCGACAAGUAGGGGGCAAUUGGUUAAAAGCAGUCUAGACGUUAGUGUUGAGGAAUGCACAUACGGAUAUUUUACAGUACCACAUGAAACUAUCCGAAUUUCGGAAAGUGGUGGAAUACUAGAAUUUUAUAAGAUUUCCUAUCUUUGGUAUUCGCUCAUGGGGACCGUAAUUGCAAUUGUGGUUGGACUGCUGAUUAGUUUUCUGAGUGGAAAACAAGACCCAAGCAAACUAGAGCGAAACCUCAUUAGCCCACCGGUCGAUAAAUUUGUUAAGAAUUAUAUCUCGUCAAAUAUACGAGCUAGAAUUGGAUGGGAUUUGGGAAGCCAUGUAGAGGACCAUGCAAAUUAUGAAAGAAAUACCACAUAUGGAAAACUUGUCGUUUAUAAGGGGACAAAGGAACUUCAACAAGUGCAAGCGUCGUAAAUAUUGCAUAAUUUUAAUAUCGACUAAUAUUAUUUAAAUAGUAUACAUUAAUAUUACGUAAAUAUAAUACAUACUAAUUGGAUUACUAUGCAUAAAGCAAAAUUGUACAAAUAUAAGUUUAUGCCUUUUAUUUAUUCUCACUUUUACUCUUUAUCCUCACUUUGCAUACUUAUUAUAAUUUAGGAUGUGCAAAAAAGUGAACUUAAAACCUAAUCAUUUGUUUAAUUUUCUUGUAUAUACCUAUGCAUGUUUGUAUUCGUAUAUAUGCAUACACAUUCAAGGGAAAUCCUUGUACAAAAUAUCAAAAUUCUUGCAAUAAAGUACAAUUUACUUCGUC